GAAGAUUAUAAAAAGAGAAGCUGCUGGAAAGUCCUAUAGUGAACGUUUCUUGACAAUCUGCCAUGAGGUCGCAAUAAUGGAGCUUGCUGCUUUGUGAAGAUUAAAAUUAAAGGGUAAAUCUUUUCGCCAAAGAUAUCUCCUCAGUCAUGACUGAUCAAGAAACAAGGAACGACUCAUCAAAUCACUGAUGUAUGCGUUACGAGCAGUCAGUUGGCUAGUUUAUUUAUUGGAGUUGAGGAAUUUUAUGGAGCAAUGGGGAAGAGGAAAAAUCGUCAGCCAGACGUGAAUGAUGAUGCCAGUGUGCAUUCAUCGGAAUCUGGGGAGGAAACCAAAUCAGAUGGAGUCAAAUGCCUUCACAUCAUCAAGUCCAUCAAUGGUAAUGUUCUUCGAAAGGUCCUGAAGAAGGUUGGAAUCCUCACUCACUGCAGAGAGUGCAGUAAAAUUGAUAGCAACAAGAGCCAAGAUGUUGAGGACGAUGGGAUGUCAUCAUCAAUCCAGCCCCUCUGGAUAUGUUUGAAAUGUGGAAAUCAAGCCUGUGGACGGUAUCUCAACAAACAUGCAGAGCAUCAUUUUCGUACGCCCCAUAGUGAAUGUCACAGUCUCGCCAUUGACACGCAUAACUGGAGUAUAUGGUGCUACGACUGUGAGAGUGUGGUCAAUGCUGACAGUAGAAAACAAUUACUCGAAAUAGUUGAAUUCAUAAAAAAACUCGCGACAACAACCUACACCCCACCCCAGCCUGCAAUUGCCCUGCCUCCAAUCGAGAAGUCCCCCGAGAACAUUCCAUCCACCAACGACAAGCACCAGAAGCCUCUGACGAACCUCACGAGAGUCGGUGGGCUGAUGAACCUGGGAAACACUUGUUUCUUCAAUUCAGUCCUGCAGUGUCUUGCACAAACGCCUUUCCUGGUAAAAGUCCUGGAGGAUUUACGAGAGCCAGACGCUAAAUUUAUCCUUCCAGGUGGUAAAUGCAAGCCGUCAGAGGACGCUGAAGAGUUGGACCUACCACCCAUUGAGGGAAAACUGGAGGGAUGGGGAAAUUUUACAGCGACUUUAUGGAAGACACUGACAGAUAUGCAAAAUGCUGAUAACAACCAGACGUACAGGCCCUCAGAGCUGCUGAAUUCCUUCAAGAAGAAGACGUCCCAGUGCAUGGACGGUGGUCAACACGACGCUCACGAGCUCCUUCGUCAUCUUCUGGAGCAGGUGAGGAAUGACGACGUCAGGAGGUACCAGUCUGUCAUUCUGAAGAAAAUUGGUCUCGACGAUAAGUCCAAACGUCAGGCCAUCGACGAGAACAUUAAAGCACAAGUGAAAUUUUAUGGAAAUCAGGCGAGCGCCAGGCACUUGGGCUCUGAGCCGGUUUUUCGAGGGAUUCUGGUGUCCACUCUGGAGUGCCUGGACUGCCAUCACUCAUCACAACGUACAGAACCCUUCCUCGAUCUCUCGCUUCCGGUCCUCAUGGACAAACCCCAGCCUCCAAUCGUGGGAAAACGUAAGAGCAGUGGUCUCGACGAAAGUUUCGACCUGAUGGGCAAUAAUAUCUCGAAUCAACCUUCGAAGUAUCAGCUGAAGAAGGAGAAGAAGGCAGCGAGGAAGAACAGGAAGAACCACCGCAACUCUAAUUCCAAUAAGUCGGUGAAUCAAAACAACGGAGAAGACAAUCAGGAGAGUCAUGGAGAGUCCGAGGAGAGUGAUGCUGAUGUUGAAGAUAAUAUUGAGAAUGAUGGAAUGAUGCAGGAAGUCAGCGAGUCUGGUUACAGCUCAGAGAAAGUGUCGACCGUCGCCAGUCCAGUGUCCCCGGGGGAACCGAGUGGAGAUGAUGAGAUGACGCAGACGAAUGGGAAUUCUACGCCCUCGGAGAUAUCGAAAUUAACGGAAGGGAUGGGACUGAAGAAUGAGGCUUCCUUAGAGUUGAAUCUCGAGGCGCAAGAGCAGCUCCCAGCGGAUUCGCCACCCCUCUCAUCGACGUCAAUCAUCGUCAACUCUGAGCUGAGUCCCAAGGGGGCGACUGUCAGUCCCCUGAGCAGCCCCAUCUCCAACAAAGAGAGCCCCACUAGUCCCACAUCGAACUCUCAGGAAAAAUUGAUGUGGAAGAUCGUCGUAAAUCAUGAGGAACCAGACACUAAAAUUAAUGUCAAGGAGGAUCAACCAAAAAGCACUUUCUCAGAUGCUGAGACGGACGAAUGUCGAUCUGGUCCUGAGACCGAGGACUCGGUGAAGCAAUUCACUGAGAAACGAAAUGGUGUGAAUGAUUUAACAAGUGGAUUAUCCAAAUUAUCAGUCACUGCACCUCUGUCUCCAACCAGCUAUCAAGUUGCCAGCGGUGAGUGCUCCAUACAGUCCUGUCUCAAUCAAUUCACAGCCAGGGAGUUGAUGAGUGGUAGCAAUAAAGUUGGCUGCGAGGCUUGCACUGCCAGGGAGAAUAAAGGAAAGAAGGGCAAGAUUGUCUGCACCUCCAGCACGAAGCAGUACCUCAUCUCACGUGUGCCAGCUGUUCUUAUCCUUCACUUGAAGAGGUUCCAGUCACAGAGAUUUAGCUUCAGGAAAGUUACCAAACACGUUGCAUUCCCCAUGAUCCUCGAUCUAGCUCCAGUCUGCAAGUACCACGACAAGUCGAAGGUGUAUUCGCUUUAUGGGGUGGUGGAGCACAGUGGGACGAUGCAUGGGGGCCACUACGUGGCUUAUGUCAAGGCCAGGCAGCCACUCGAGGCCAAUAACCCCAGGUGGGACUUCUUGCCGAAGGUUGGGACGUGUGAUGUCGAAGAGAUUUCGGGGGAGACGGCGAAUAUCGAUGAUGUCGAUGUAGAGAAGGUCCAACCACCUCCAGGGAGAUGGUAUCUCGUCUCAGAUUCUAGAGUAAUGGAGGUCGAUGAAGCAACGGUUCUGAAGAGCGAGGCAUAUUUACUAUUCUACGAGAGAAUUCUAUGAUUAAACGAUGGAAAACACUAGUGUUUAUUUCGCCAGAAAAUUAAGAACAACUUUGUCCAAUGCCACUUUUUAAAACAAUUACGGUUGUGUAUGUUCAGGAUAAAAAAACAAACAUUGAUUUUGCAUGUAAUUCGUUGGAAUUUUCGCAAUGACUAUUUGUUAUAAAGUCAUCCCUGUAAUGUGUUCACGACAGAAUUAUUAAAAUGUAAUCUGAGUGUCGGAUAUGUGGAGGGGGUGCGUUUUGACAGUGAUGGUUAUUGAGAUAUUUUGCAGUGUACCUGUAUUAUUCUUCAGCUCACCAUACCGUAAUGGUCGUUCAAGUGCAUUUCUUUUUUUUUAUCGUGUCGUUAGUUGUUCACUCUUUGGGACUAGAGUAAUUUUGAAUAGAUUUGAUAAUUAAUCGGUGUAGGCAGCGGAUAGUUGAAUGAACUUUGUCAUCAAGCGAAUUAAUUUCUUUUUGUGUGUAAAAAAUGAGGAAAAGACAUAUUAUGUAUACAUUUGUGGUCUCGUUAUUUAUGCACACCUUUUGAAAAAUGGAGGACAAAUAUUUUGAGGAGUUGUGCGAUUCACUCCUGGAUCAGAAUAUGUCAAAGGGGUGUGAAUUUACUGAUUAUAAAUAGUAGGAAGUGAAGUGUAAUCCAAUUUUAUAUAUUACAUAAUUUUUCCGUACAUAAUGGAAGUGUUUUAAAAUGUUUUGACCAAAAUAAUGGAAUUUCGAGAAUGAAAAAUUAAAUAUAAACCAAGUCCAGGAUUAAAUCCAACUUAUAUGGCUCCAAAUAUUUGUUUUAAUUAUAAGAAUUAUUGAAAAAAGCAUUAGAAAAAUACACGAUGAAAUCAUUUGAAAAAUUGUA
Messenger RNA from Diachasmimorpha longicaudata, 3782 nucleotides. RefSeq names its product ubiquitin carboxyl-terminal hydrolase 16/45 (gene Usp16-45). Gene Ontology annotation, biological process: protein deubiquitination. The coding region runs from base 253 to 2931 and encodes 892 amino acids. Gene Ontology annotation, molecular function: zinc ion binding; cysteine-type deubiquitinase activity. The record is from RefSeq and is a predicted model, not a curated record. NCBI's taxonomy places the organism in Eukaryota, Metazoa, Arthropoda, Insecta, Hymenoptera, Braconidae. The transcript has 6 exons.